ACACAAAAUUCUUGUUGAAGUUUAAUUUUUGGUUUUCUUCUUAUCAAGAUUUUUAAAAGAUAGUUAAAAGUAAUUUUUGGUAUCAUGAUUUUUCCUAUCUUCUUGAUCUUUCAAAUCAUUCCAUUCUUGGUGAAAUCUUUACCUGUUGAUGGGAUUAAGAAAUACUCUACUUUGGAAGACAAUGAACAGAUGGAAUUGUGGGGAUCCCCAAGAACUACAAACCCAAUGAAGUUUGAUGAUUUAUAUCAUGAUGGAAGUGGGGAUGAUCAUGAUCUGGAACCAUUUGUUGAUUCUUCUUCCUCAAGUCCAAAGACACAUGACUCUGAGGAUGAGGUCUGGGAAGGAAAACAUGGUGAUCAUCAUAUCAAGGAAGAAGGAUUAUAUGAACCAUUUAGGCAUGAGUUAGACAAUGAUGGUAUUUAAGGAGUCUGUAAAUGGUUGUGGAUACUUUGGAUUGAAAGUUUUGAUUGGAAUCUGGAUUACAUUCACAUGAUAUAGAAAACAAACCUUUAGAUUUCUUGAAGAAAGAUAGUCAAUUAGUCAUAGAUCUAAUUCCAUUUGUUUCAUUCAAUUGGAGUCCUGCAGAUUUAUGAGUGGUAGUAGUACAACUCCCUGCUUUUUGACUUGUUUUUCUUACAUACAGAAAAUGUUUUUUUUCAAAUGAU
Molecule: messenger RNA, 665 nt
Organism: Melampsora larici-populina 98AG31
Lineage: Eukaryota; Fungi; Basidiomycota; Pucciniomycetes; Pucciniales; Melampsoraceae
Exons: 4
Coding region: 85-423 (112 amino acids)
Source: RefSeq, a predicted model, not a curated record